Messenger RNA from Pogona vitticeps (central bearded dragon), 1633 nucleotides. Its product is annotated as coagulation factor IX. Gene Ontology annotation, biological process: blood coagulation; proteolysis. The record is from RefSeq and is a predicted model, not a curated record. Gene Ontology annotation, molecular function: serine-type endopeptidase activity; calcium ion binding. Gene Ontology annotation, cellular component: extracellular region. Lineage: Eukaryota; Metazoa; Chordata; Lepidosauria; Squamata; Agamidae.
UGGAACAAUUGAUCCGGAAGCGUGCAUUUCACCACUCGCCAGCAAAGCGGUUACGCUGUGUUGGAGAAAUGGCAAACAGGUUCUUCCUAUUCAUUCUUUCUCUCCUGGGAUGGCUGCUCCAUGCUGCGCAGGCAGAGGUUUUGAUUCGCCGGGCGGAGGCGAACAACGUCUUGUAUCGCUACAAAAGGUACAACACGGGGUUUUUGGAAGAAAUCCUGGAGGGGGACCUGGAGCGUGAGUGCGUGGAAGAAGUCUGUGAUUUUGAAGAAGCUCGAGAAGUCUUUGAAGAUGACCAGAGAACGCUUAUAUUUUGGAAGAAAUAUCGUGACUCCUCCUGCUCAACCAACAACGGAGGGUGCAAGCAGAUCUGUGAGAACAGCCCCACAAAGGGAGCUGUUUGCUCCUGUGUUUCUGGCUACAGACUGAAAGAAGACCAGAAGUCGUGUGAACCAACAGUGCCCUUUCCAUGUGGAAGGAUCACAGCCCCGGAGGUCAAAUUGACGCACUCAUCAGAUACCAUGAGCACCCCCCAGAAAAUGCCGGGCCAUCCUCCACAGCCAGCGAGACCAAAGCGCGAGGCAGUUGAGAUGAACAGCGUGAAAGGGGAAGUCCCGUGGCAGGCUUACAUGUACAGCUUUGAGAGGAGAGGAUUUUGUGGAGGCGCUAUCAUCGACGACAAGUGGGUUCUGACUGCCGCUCACUGCUUGGUGCACCAGCCUCACACCGUGGUGGCAGGUGAAUAUAAUACAGAUGUUUUCGAACACACGGAGCAGCUUCGUCGCAUCGUGAGGGCAAUCCCACACCCAGCGUACAACAUAAGCAAGAGGUACCAGAAUGACAUUGCCCUUCUGGAGCUGGAUUCGCCCUUGACACGGAACAAGGACGUCACCCCCAUCUGCCUUGCGGACGAAGCAUUCACCAACCGCCUCCUCGAGCGCAAAUUUGGCCUCGUGAGCGGGUGGUGGACACCGUUGGACCAAAGAAAACCAGCAAAUGUUCUCCAGGCUCUGAAAGUCCAUCAGCUUGACCAGGAUAGGUGCCUGAACAGCACAGGACGUACCGUCAUACCGAACGUGUUCUGCGCGGACAGCCGCACUGCAACUAAGAAAACAUACCAGGCAGACAGUGGCGGCCCUUAUGCCACCGACAUUGGCGGCACUUGGUUCCUCACAGCCAUUUCCACUUGUGGGGAGCAGUGUGCUGGAGAGGACAAAGAAAACGUUUACACUGGAUUAGCAGACCAUAUUGAGUGGAUUAAAAACACAACAAGCCUUAUGUAAUUAAGAUAGAACCAAAAAUUAUUUUCUUUUGCCUUUUGGAGAGCUACGGUAGGAUGACGGUAUCCACAAGUGAUCGUAUUCCAAGCCAGAAACCCACGUAUAGCUUAUUCUAUGGCUCCCCCUAGUGGCCAGUUCUGAUAAUACACCUUGGAAACAAAAAAUUUCUUGGGGGGGGUGUUAAUGACUAUUUUUAGGCAGUGGAUAACUGAAACCGUGGGUACUGAUCCUGCAGAUACUGUGGCCCUACUGUACUCUGAUGUUGGAAGGGCAGGGAAAUGUAACCAUUCUAAUUCCACCCACCCCCUUUGAAUGGUUUCACAGAAAUAACAAUAAAUAACUAAACCACCACAUAA